Sebastes umbrosus (honeycomb rockfish) is the source of this 5497-nucleotide messenger RNA. It is a transcript of the gene prmt2ip, whose product is annotated as chromosome 4 C15orf39 homolog. The record is from RefSeq and is a predicted model, not a curated record. The transcript has 3 exons. Bases 319 to 4659 code for a protein of 1446 amino acids. NCBI's taxonomy places the organism in Eukaryota, Metazoa, Chordata, Actinopteri, Perciformes, Sebastidae.
AUGUGUGGAGAACAGAGCCGUGGAUAGACAGACAGACAGAGAGGGUGUGACUCCGCCUAUUGAUCAAAGACCAUCCUCCUCCCUUUUGUCUUUUCUUCAGUUUGUUAACUUCUCUAAAAGCCGCGUGGACUCCAACCUUUUCUGGGUGGAUUUGGGCGCAUCCGGACUGAAACCAGGUCCACUAAAAGACGCACUAAAGACUUUUUGCCUUUUCCUUUCUCAGAAAAGUUUCAUGGAGUCUUUGUGGAAAUCAUUUAUUGUCAACACAGCAGCGAGGUCUGGAGCUAUAUCAUUGCACCAUCGUAACAAAGUUACUACAUGAUGAGCAGCCAGUCGAUGCACACCGUCGUCGACCCAGUGUUUCGAAGCAAGAUGCCAUUAUUGGACGGGACCAUAGCAUCCACAGGACUGUCAAAACCACAAAACAUGUCCGGUCUCCUGGGUAAGCAGAUGCUGCAUUACGGCGGCGCCUACUUCCCUUAUGAUCCCAGAGGAAAGGACGGGGCAGGAUUCACUCCUCCGUGGAGCAACUCAAAGACCUCUCUGCUGGAUGGCAGAAGUCCUGUGAGUCACCUCUCUGGCAUGGAGGGACAAAACCGCAUCAUUUACAGGCAAGACAGCAGUCCCUCAGAGGAAGGCCAUUCUUCCACUCGGCAUCACGCCCCGGUAAAACAGGGCUUUACGUUAUACACUAAAAGUCCUGGGAUCAGCAGUCCUACAGCUCCUGCAUCAGUUAGAAAACAAAAAGCUGGAGGUGAGAAUUCAUCUCCCCCAUCUGAAAACUCUGUUUACUUAGCGAUUCCUAAGCCAGUUUACGUGCAUAACCCCUGCUGUAAUGAGCUGGGUUGUGUGAUAGGACAACGAUACAGCGUGGAACGUGGCUCUCCAGGGAUGCCGAACACUGUAUAUGAGCACGAUUGGAUGCAAUCUGAUGCUCACUACGCUGAAAGAGCGGCCAUCCAGAGGAAAGCACAAGACGCACUAAGAGGUUUACAGUUUGAGCCCAGUGUUGAGCCACUAAAGAGGAUGACUGUGGAGGCAUACAGCCCAGGUAGAGCAAGGACUUUUCCCGCUAUGAUUGACCCAAACUAUAGCAGCUACCCCUGCACCCCGACUCGCACACUGUUUAGCUCUCCAAGUGAACAAAGCCAGCGUUUACAAACUUCCCCCAGAGGCUACCCUAGUUUAUACCCCUCCCAUCCCACAUAUGAGCAUAUGACCUCAGAGGUUUAUCAGGAACAUUCUCCCAUGUCCAAAUAUGGUCAUCUAACACAGCACCCGAUGUUUUACUACUCCCAGGCAAAUGUGGAGGUGGAAAACCGGACUCAGUGUAAGCAGAGGGGAGAUGUGCCUGUUAUUGUCAAACACACAAUCUCAAACCCCCGGGAGCAUUACAUAGUGCCUCAGUCGAUUCAUGGGGAAAUUCCUUUGCCUUUGCCUGGCACUGAAACGCUGCCGAAUCAUGCCUUGAUGCGGGGUUAUGACUAUCCAUGUUACGUAGUUCCCAGAUUUCAUUUAAAUGCAAGUCAAAUCAGAGCCCCCCUAAAAAGGCAACAAAGCUUGCACUCUAAUCGGAUAAAUGUUUCUCCAUCCAGCCAACACAUGGAGCACCCCACGGCCUCUGCAGCCAACCCACAUAAGGACAAACCCAACGGCAGUCUGCAUGUUGACAAAUCACACACUAACUCCCCGUUACUACGUGCGGACCAAACCAGUCCUACCAGACGUGUAAGCCAACCUGGUGUCUCACCAUCCAGCAUACAAAUUAACAGAUUUUUUCCCCCACUCAGCGGACUACACAUAGAACGACCUGUCUUUCCACCCACUGGCUUGAACAUGGAGAGAAUCCUGGACUAUUCCUCCCGUGAAGACCAGGUUACGUGCCCAAAACAGCCAAAAAGCCUUCCCGUUUCCCCAGCGGCAUGGCUGCCCCGGUCACCCCAUCACAGUUCAGGUCGGGUCCACGCAGCUGCACCUAAUAGCGCGAAUAUCCGAAAAAUUAUUUAUUCCCCCACUGUUGCACCCGGAAAUAACCACAAUGGCCCCGUGUCCAGUUCAGGCCAUACUACGGUUCCUAGAGGGUGCCUGAAGAGAAGUAUUUCUCACUCAUCUUCACCCAUCAAAAUAAAAGAAGAGGAUAGGGAUUUAUGUGAAGUGGAAGUCAUUAAGAAACGUCCAAGGGCGGGAAUGGAGAGUGUCGAAGUAGGAAAUAAAACUGACUCGCCUCCUAUGCCAGUAAUUGACAACGUCUUCAGUCUGGCACCUUACCAAGCAUACUUGCAGGUCUCUGGAGUGUUAUUUCCAGGCAAAGUACCUCAGAGAACUGUCCUGUCAUCUGAGCACCGGGAAGUCGAAACCAAACCUGACCUCAAAGUGAAAAGGCCAGAACAAGAUGAACAGCAGUUUGCCGUCUAUCUGGUUUCCAAAAAAAGACGUGCAGAUGCUCCAACAGACAGGCCUGUUGUAGAAAUCUUUGAACCCAAAAAUAUUAAAGUGGAAAAAGUAGAUCCAUCAAACACAGACGACUCUGCAGAGACUCCUGUUAGUCAGAGGGGCCGCAGCAACGUAACAAUCAAAAAAGAGCCUGAAGAGACUGCUUCAUCCAACAGUGAGCCCAUGUUGGUGAUAAAGAAAUGUGAACCCGAUGAGAUCGAAAGCAAACCCUCAUUAGCAGAAACUAAACCCUCAUUAGCAGAAAGAAAACCCUCAUUAGCAGAUGGAAAUGAGACUGCACAGGAGUCCAAACCUGGUGAGGUGACUGCACAGAUGAACUCAUCUUCUCGGGGUGGUACAUGCACCCUGCCCGAACAUUUGGUCACCCUGCUACCCAAAACCAUUACUCCACCUCAACCACCAGAGAUUAAACUAAAUUUCAAAAACAUUCCUCUCGAGUGUCUGAAGCUCUACAAUAUAAGUCUCCGUGAUCCAACGCAUCUUUGCCCUGAGAAGCCGCCUGCACAGCAAAUAACUGAAUCUAUACCAAAACCAGAGGUCGAAAUGCCAGUCCGCAAGCACUUCUUUGAGUUGCACCAGUCCCUCUGCAAGCUAGUGUCCGACUUAGUGUCGGCCUCUCCAGAGCAGGAGCUCAGAACCUGGUUGUCUCAGUUGGAACUGACUGAUCCGGCUUCUCCUUCAACCAAAGUCCCGAAAGUGUCCUGUUUGUUGGGGGUAAAAGCCAGAGAGGCGUGGCUCAAUAAUGAGGAGAUGAAGUCAGAGCUCGAUAAGGUCCUGGAGAGGUUGAGAGAGUACACCGCCCAGGAGCGUUGUCCUUUUCCACACGUCAUGCGGACGAGUGCGGUGUUCCUCCCCAUGCUGGUGGUGAAGGAGCUGCUGUUUCCGACGGUCCAAGGCGGCUUCAUCGACCAGGUCCUGCAGGAGCACCGGGUGGCGCUGCGGCCCACCACGCUCUCCGAAGAAAAGCUCCUCAUCCAGUUCCAUAAGCGAGCCUGCUCGUCCAGGCUCAGGAGACUAAUGUCCCUCAAACACCUGCCCGACAUCUACGCUGACGUGGUCAACCUUCUGUAUCACGCCUGUGUCUGCAAACAUCUGGGAUUAGAUAUGGAGGAUGCUGCUGACAGAGAAAAAGAUGAAGGUUGUGAGGAGGAGACUAUCAGCUGCGGGAGUCCUGUAUUUUCAGACAUCAUUGCCUCACCCUCAGAGUCGCAACCACAGACACAUCCGAAGGACGAGGAAAAACAAUCUGAUAUAAGCAGGAAUAGAACAAAAAGCAGAGUAAAGACCAGUUCGAGGCGUACGUUUCUGGACAACAGUUUGUCAGAAGAGGAAGAGGUGGAUGACACAGAGAAGACGUAUGUAAGUGGAGGCCUGCUUGAUGCAAUUAGUGAGGAAACCUGUAGUGGUCAUCAGUCUGAUGGGACUGAGAAUAGAGGAAGUGACUGUCUGGUUUCAGAGCAGGAUUCUUCACUCGUUCCACAAAGUAUAACUUCUGAGAAUUCAUGGAUGUGUCCUUUAACCUUUGACAAGCUUUCUCCAUCUCCCAGUGACACAGAAACUGAGGAAUACUCCAGUCUGCCGCCCGUUAGAGCCACGACUCCGGAUAAAUCCAAGAAUUGCUCAGGUGUGAUUCUCAAACUGAGGAGGAUGUUUAGCGAAGGUCUAAACAGAAAAAAGGCACGCUACCAAGCGAUCCCAGACUCGGGGACAUUUGCCGACCCUUCCGUCUCACAGACUGAUGAUGGGGAAGGAGGAGCGAGCGGCGAGAAGGACCUCCACAGGAGGACGCCCAAAGUAACCCACAGGUGGCAGAGAACAGGAGGCUUCUCUCACACCUUAAGACCCCUCAGCAGCUCUUCUAAAAGAAAACACAGAUCACUCUUAAAGAUCAAAUACUGCCCCUACUUGUCGGCCUGCCACAGCGCCGAACACAGGAGGCGAUGGGUGCUGCGUUCGGCCGUACAGACGGCUCGGAGGGCCAUGAGGUUCUACCCGGACCUGGUGGGAAAGAGGAUUCGCCAUCUGUAUGAGGAAGAUGACAAAUCAGAAGUGUGGUACAGAGGGGAAGUGUUGCGUAUCCACGAGGCCCACGCCAACCCUCUGAAGACUAUAUUUGAGGUCAGGUAUGACAGCGAGCCAGAGUGGAAGUACUACCUAGAGCUACUUAUAGACUAUAAAAAAGGCUGGCUCAAAAUUGAUGACUAAUUUCCCGACACCGUUCAAUUCCAGUGUCCCUCUACUGUCAACAACAACAUACGUGACCGGCCUUCUUCAGGAAUGAAGUUGGACUGGAUAUUUUUUGUAAUUAGGUCAGCUUAACAUUCUUUGUCACUUGAGAGCUACAGGGUGCAUUUUUAGGAACUGACAGCCGAUGUGCAACAUCCUGUACACGUUUUUUUUUUUUAAAGCACUUAUCUUUUAACACAUCUAUUAAGUUUUUAUGGUUUAUACACAAAUUAGACUGUGGUUAUGUGAAAGAAAUGCUACAGCCUGCAGGUUAUUUUUUUAAACUUUUGUAAGCAAGUUGGGUAUUUACUGUCAUUAUUAUCCACUUUUCUGGUUUGUAAUGUAAUUUUGAGUGAAGUUAGUGACUAGUGGAUAGUUUUUCUAUUUUUUAUUUUGCCAGUAAGAAAAAAGAAACCAGCAGAUGACAUGAAGACAUCAAACCGUGCCAGCCACAUGUGUAUAUAUAGGUUUACAGUAACAGUGCCAGUUGUGUACAUCAUUAUAGCAAAGAGUGAUUUUUUUUUUAUUGGUUGUGGUUGGUGUUUUAUUGUGUGUAAGUGAAGCUGGACAGGCAUUAAUGUAAUUAAACUGCUCAAGCGGUCACCUGAGAUGUCAUAGCAUUUGAAUCACUGUGAACCUUUAAGACUUUCACCUCAAAUCAUAUUAUUUUAAUUUUAUAUUGUAAUUGUCUUGGACUUCUGCAGAUUAAAUUGUUUAAAACAUUAAUCUCACCGUCUUAAAUUAGUGUUUGUAAUGAAUCCAUGUUUUAUAUCAUACUGUUUAAAUGUUUUUUCUCCAUAAAACACUCAUUUGUUUA